This is a messenger RNA of Momordica charantia (bitter melon), 1412 nucleotides long. RefSeq names its product nudix hydrolase 20, chloroplastic. The record is from RefSeq and is a predicted model, not a curated record. Gene Ontology annotation, molecular function: 8-oxo-dGDP phosphatase activity. Lineage: Eukaryota; Viridiplantae; Streptophyta; Magnoliopsida; Cucurbitales; Cucurbitaceae.
UGGUGAUGGCUUUGAGUAGUUCCAGUUCUGGAAAGAUGGCUCCAAUCCAAUUCAUGGCCUGCAAAUCUCUCGCUUCACACAGUCACAGGUUUCGUAACUUCUCCACUAUCUCUUCCAAUUGCAAUGCUUCCACAAUUUCCCGGACGACGUAUCCAAUGGCGUCUACAUUUCGGCCAACAGUAGUACACCGCUCGAUAUCAGUCGCCUCCCGUUCUGUGUCGGUCGCCAGCAGUUUCACUUGGGACGACGUUCUCCGCAUUUCUUUACCAGAAAUCUAUCAGGAUGAUCCUUCAGAUCUCACAGGCUAUUUCGAGAAGGUCAAGCUCUGCAAUCGUGGAUCAGAUAUGCAAUCUGAAUUUCUUCCGUUUGUCGUCGAUGAUCAAAUUGUUGGCUACGUGCACCACGGUUUCGCUGAACACCUGAAGCAAUAUGCGAAUGUGUUUACCUUCUCCGGGGAUGAUUCUGUUCAAUUUCGCGCUUACUUAACCUUGCAUGAAUCGUUGAAAACACCCGAAGAUAGGACACAAGCAGUUGGAGAUGUAGUCAAAUGCUUGGGUGAAGAAAUUAUUCCAGGUACACGGAACGAGCUAUACCCUGUUACAUCGUCCUUUGGUGCGCCAAACUUUUUCUCUCUCGAACGUGCUGCAGCUCCUUAUUUUGGAAUAAAGGUUUAUGGAGUUCAUAUGAAUGGUUAUGUUGAGAAGGAGGGAAAGAAGUUUUUGUGGGUAGCAAAAAGAAGUCAAACGAAGCAAACCUUUCCUGGAAUGCUGGAUCAUUUAGUAGCUGGAGGGCUGCCUCAGGGCAUCCCUUGUGUUGAGAAUCUAAUGAAGGAAUGUGAGGAGGAAGCAUGCAUACCGAGAUCAUUAUCAAAUGAGGCCAUACCAGUUGGUGCCGUUUCAUAUUCAGACAUUAAAGGUCACACUUACAAGAGAGAUGUUCAAUUCUGUUACGAUUUAAAGCUUCCUGAAAGCUUUAUACCAGAGAAUCAAGAUGGUGAGGUUGAAGGAUUCAUGUUGUUGCCUGUCACAAAUGUUGCAAAUGUGAUACGGAGGACGCAGUUAUUCAAGCCUAAUUGUUCUCUUGUCAUCAUUGAUUUCCUAUUUCGACAUGGGUACAUUUAUCCCGAAAGUUCAGGGUACCUGGAGUUACUGCAGAGCUUGAGAAGUGGAACCUGUUUCUAAAUAAAAUCAUUCGCCGGCCUACUUAUUGAUGAGAGAAAUCAGGUUACAUAUUGAACUCGGAUGGUGUACAUUGCUUAUUUUUUCCCCAGAAUUUUCUUGCUUAUGAGAUGUAUUUCUAUUUGUGAAGCCAAACAAACUAACUUACCUGGCUGUGUAGUAUAGAAUAGUUCCAUCUUUUGAACUUGAAACAAACUCCGAGAGACUAAGCUUGGUAGAUCUAUUGGAUGAAAA